AUGUACUAUCUCAUUCUUGUCUUUAUAUUACAGUACCUGGCACAGUUCUAUGAAUAUAGUGAUAUCUGUGACUCCAAUCCAUGUGAAAAUGGAGGAAUUUGUUUGACAGGAUUGGCUGAUGAAUCCUUUUCCUGUGAGUGCCCAGAUGGUUUCACAGAUCCCAAUUGCUCUAGUGUUGUGGAGGUUGCGUCAGAUGAAGAAGAGCCAACCUCAGCAGGACCUUGUCUUCCUAACCCAUGCCAUAAUGGGGGAACAUGUGAAAUCAGUGAAGCUUACCGAGGAGAUACCUUCAUAGGAUAUGUAUGUAAAUGUCCUAGAGGAUUUAAUGGGAUCCACUGUCAGCACAAUAUAAAUGAAUGUGAAUCAGAGCCCUGUAAGAAUGGAGGGAUCUGUACUGAUCUUGUUGCCAACUAUUCUUGUGAGUGCCCUGGUGAAUUUAUGGGAAGAAAUUGCCAGUACAAAUGUUCUGGCCCCUUGGGAAUUGAAGGAGGGAUCAUAUCCAACCAGCAAAUCACAGCUUCAUCUACCCAUCGAGCACUUUUUGGGCUGCAAAAAUGGUAUCCCUACUAUGCACGACUUAACAAGAAGGGACUCGUAAAUGCUUGGACUGCUGCUGAAAAUGACAGGUGGCCAUGGAUUCAGAUAAAUUUGCAAAGGAAGAUGAGAGUCACUGGAGUUAUUACUCAAGGAGCUAAGAGGAUUGGAAGCCCAGAAUAUAUAAAAUCCUACAAAAUUGCAUAUAGUAAUGAUGGAAAAAGUUGGGCAAUGUAUAAAGUAAAAGGAAGCAAUGAAGACAUGGUGUUCCGUGGAAAUGUGGACAACAAUACACCCUAUGCCAACUCUUUUACUCCCCCAAUAAAAUCUCAGUAUGUCCGACUCUAUCCCCAAGUGUGUCGGAGGCACUGUACUUUGAGGAUGGAACUUCUUGGUUGUGAACUAUCUGGUUGUUCUGAGCCUCUGGGAAUGAAAUCAGGACAUAUACAAGACUACCAAAUAACUGCUUCCAGCAUUUUCAGAACUCUUAACAUGGAUAUGUUCACUUGGGAACCCAGGAAAGCCCGGCUAGAUAAACAGGGAAAAGUCAAUGCGUGGACAUCAGGCCACAGUGACCAGUCACAAUGGCUGCAGGUGGACCUUCUAGUACCUACCAAAGUGACUGGCAUCAUUACCCAAGGAGCUAAAGAUUUUGGUCAUGUACAAUUUGUAGGUUCCUAUAAGUUGGCAUAUAGCAAUGAUGGAGAACAUUGGACUAUAUACCAAGAUGAAAAACAAAGAAAAGAUAAGGUUUUCCAGGGAAAUUUUGACAAUGACACACACCGAAAAAACGUCAUUGACCCUCCCAUCUAUGCACGGCACAUAAGGAUCCUUCCUUGGUCGUGGUAUGGCAGGAUCACCUUGCGGUCAGAGCUGUUGGGCUGUACCGAGGAGGACUAA
Molecule: messenger RNA, 1434 nt
Organism: Gracilinanus agilis (Agile Gracile Mouse Opossum)
Lineage: Eukaryota; Metazoa; Chordata; Mammalia; Didelphimorphia; Didelphidae
Gene: EDIL3
Product: EGF like repeats and discoidin domains 3
Exons: 11
Coding region: 1-1434 (477 amino acids)
Molecular function (GO): calcium ion binding
Source: RefSeq, a predicted model, not a curated record